Messenger RNA from Oryzias melastigma (Indian medaka), 7155 nucleotides. It is a transcript of the gene frem1a, whose product is annotated as Fras1 related extracellular matrix 1a. Lineage: Eukaryota; Metazoa; Chordata; Actinopteri; Beloniformes; Adrianichthyidae. The coding region runs from base 206 to 6736 and encodes 2176 amino acids. Gene Ontology annotation, cellular component: membrane. Gene Ontology annotation, biological process: cell communication; homophilic cell-cell adhesion. Gene Ontology annotation, molecular function: calcium ion binding. The record is from RefSeq and is a predicted model, not a curated record. The transcript is spliced from 37 exons.
GCCAGGUUCUGUCAGUGGGGCAGUUGCAGCUGAAAACAAGCAAAGGGACACAGGUACCAGCAGGGCAGUAGAAGAGGAGGGACCACUGAGCUCUUGGAUGACUGUGAGCCACCAGAUCCACGAGCCUUAAUGAAGCUCCGCUCUUCAACAGCUCUUUGCUUCGAUAAACCUUCAUGAGCAGGACGUGGGCCGGUGACGGACAGCGAUGGGUUCAGCGGGUCAAACUCUGGCCUUGAUGUUGCUCCCGGUGCUUCUGCUCGGAUUAACCUGCUCCUCUCGUGGUUCCCUUGUAAAAGUCAACAGGGGUUUAAAGGUGAUGCGAGGUCAAACAACUGUCCUCAAGGAGAGUGACCUACAGUUCCACAUUCCCACUGAGGAGAAUUCAUGCAAGGUGGAAGUAGUGCUGACUGAGCCCAUAACCCAAAGAGUAGGAAAACUCCUGCCUCAGGUGUUUGACUGUCAUUUUCUGACUGAUGAGGUGAAGUAUUUUCACAAUGGCUGUCCAUUAUUACAGGAGGACACAGUCAAACUUCGUCUGUACAGAUUCACAGAGACAGAGACAUACAUGGAGGUGUUCUCUCUACAUGUGGAAAUAAUGGAUCCUGAGUGCAGCAUCAUAAAACUAGGGCCCAAAUCCCUGGAGGUCCCUGAGUUCUAUGGCCUCUCCGAUGCUGUUGAUGGGAAUGUGGUGUCCUUCCACUAUGAGAGGAGAUCUAACCUGGAGUGUAGCAUCCACAUCAGCAUCCAUGACACCCACCUGCCUGCCCACGGCCAACUCGUCACAGGAGAGCCAGAGAAAGCCACAACAAGAGGGGAUGAGCCAGAGAGCUUCAUUCACCUGCGUCAGCAGCUGGAUAAUAAAGCUAGAGCCACUUGUAAAUCUGAAAGCUGUCUGAAGGGUCUGAAGCUGGCACAGUUCACCAAAGUUUCCUGCCAUGACUUCCUGGAGAUGGGACUGAAGUAUCAGCACACAGACCCUCCAUCUCCAGAUGUUGACUAUAUUGCAAUCAGACUGGACCUGAAGGACACCAGGAGUGGCAGCAUCUAUAAGUCUGAGCAGGCUUGGAUCCCUGUGCGGAUUGUUGGCGCCAUGCCCAACCAGCAUCCCAAACCAUCCUUCAUGUCCAUGUACAUCCUGGAAGUAGACCAGUUCAUCCUCACGCCGCUCUCCACAGCUACUGUGAACGCUGAAGAUGAGGAAACUCCUCAGCAGCUGUUAGUCUUCAACAUCACCAAAGCCCCAGAGGAAGGCUUCAUCACUCACCUGUCAGACCACACCCGUGCAGUUUCCUCUUUCACCUGGCUUGAUCUCAAUGACAUGCUUGUAGGGUAUCAGCCUCCAAAUUCCUCACAUCCUCAGCGUAGGAAUUAUGAGGUCGAAGUUGAAGUCUACGAUUUUUACUUUGAGAAGAGCCAGUCAAUGACCAUUCACGUCUCUGUGAGGAACGCAGACACAAACGCACCCAGAGUUUCCUGGAACAUGGGUCUCAGCCUGUUGGAGGGUCAAUCUCGUCCAAUAAUUUGGGAUCAGCUGCAGAUUGUGGAUAACGACGAUCUGAACGCUGUUCGAAUCAUCACAGUGGACGGUUUGCAGCACGGCCGCCUGACUGUAAGAGGUGGAAAGAGCUUCAUGUUCACUGUCAGUGACAUUAAAUCUGGGGUUGUUCACUAUCACCAUGAUGACAGUGACUCCAGUAAGGACUUCAUCAUCUUCCGCAUCACCGACGGUCAUCAUCAGACCCGACACAAGUUCCCCAUCAAGAUCCUGCCCAAAGACGACAGCCCUCCUUUCCUCAUAACAAACAUGCUGCUGAAGGUCACUGAAGGCCAGACAGCACUCGUGAGAGGCUCCACCCUCCAGGCAUCAGACAUGGACUCCAGUGAUGACUACAUCCUCUUUAACAUCACCCACCUCCCACAGGCAGGAGAGGUCAUGAAAAUCCCAGAAGCAGGGCAGCCAGGUUAUGCAGUCAGACACUUUCUCCAGAAGGACCUCUCUCAGUCCAUCAUUUACUACAGACACUUUGGAAAUGAGGUGUUUGACGACUCCUUUGAGGUGGUGCUGUCUGAUUUCCAUGACCCCCCCAACUUGUCCGAGCCUCAGGUGGUGAUGAUCCACAUUGAACCUGUUCCAGAUCAGCCACCAAAGGAAGUUCCUGGUUCUAGUCGAUGUCUUGUGGUAAAAGAAUCAGACGUGGUCCGGAUCACGCAGCAGCACCUUCAUUUUGUAGACCUGGAGUCUCCAGAGCGUGAGCUGACUUACACGGUCACUACUCCCCCGUUCUACACUGGUCCCCACAAGAGCAGCAGUCCAGAUGCAGGGAAGUUGUUCCUGAUUGACGACAUACCCACGCUCACAAAAGACCCCAAUGCACCCGCCCUUAGACUUUUCUCGCAGCAUGCAGUGAACUUCAUGAAAGUCGCCUACAUGCCUCCUAUCACAGACAUUGGUCCUUAUCCUCAGCACAUUCAGUUCAUUCUGUCCAUAACCAACCAUUUGGGUCGAACAGUUCCAGGGAUCUGCUUUAACAUCACUGUGAUGCCAGUUGACAACCAGCCUCCUCAGGUCAUCACUGGCCUUCUGACUGUGGAUGAGGGUGGACAGCGCUGGCUGGGCCCUGAGCACGUGCUGCUGUCAGAUGUGGACUCGAUUGAAGAUCUGUUGCAGCUGCAGCUGCAGAGAGAACCAGAACACGGAGUCUUGCAGCUCAACAAGCAUCCACUCACGCCCCUCCAGACUUUCACCAUGCAAGAACUGAAAAGCUUUCAAGUUAGCUACACCCAUGAUGGCUCUGAGACAAUAGAAGACACCAUUCAGUUUGCUGCAACAGACGGCACCAACUCAGUCAAGUUUACUCUACAAGUCAAGGUGACGCCCAUCAAUGAUGAGAUCCCUGUAAUAGUCGCUGGCUUGAAACCAGUUCUCCAAUGUGCCGAAGGAGAAGAAAUGGUUAUCACAGCAGAGUAUAUUUAUGCCACUGAUCCUGACAGCAACAGCAGCAGCCUGGCAGUCUUGAUCGCUCGGCAGCCUUAUCAUGGUGUGGUGCUGCGAAAUGGUGUUGUGGUCGAUCGCUUCAUCCAAGCAGACAUCACAGCAGGGAUCAUAUCCUACAGACACACGGGACUGGAGAUUGGGCUCACUCCGCGUCAGGACACGAUCACCUUCGUCAUCUCUGAUGAAGAGACAGAGAGCUCUGCUUCAUGCUGCAGUGGACUAAAUGUCAUCAAGAGCAAAGGCACGACUCGGCUGAGGAGCAACCUGCCUCUGUAUGACCUCCACGUCACAGUGUUUCCAGUUGAUAACCAGCCACCUUCCCUAACAACAGGGGCCAUCUUCAUGGUAGAUGAGGGUGGAAGUGGCUCUAUUACUACUUUUCAUGUAAAGGCCUCUGACAUGGACACAGUGGAAGACGAGCUGACCAUCAGUCUCAUUUCUCCUCCCCAGUUUGGGUACAUAGAGAAUGUCCUCCCCAGCCCUGGCUUUGAAAAAAGCAACACAGGCAUAAGUAUAGCAUCUUUUUCUUACGAGGACGUCAUUGAGGGUCACAUAAAUUACGUUCAGUCCAAACACCAGAGGCUGGAGCCCACAGCGGACCAGUUCAUCCUCUGUGUAUCAGACGGGACACGCAGCUCUGCAAACGUCCCCUUCCAUGUCAUCAUCAACCCGACAAACGACGAAGUCCCAGACAUUGUGGCCAACAACAUCACAGUACCAGAGGGAGGAAUGAAGCGAUUGGUGCUGCAUGCAACGGAUAUGGAUGUCCCCAAGAAUCUCCUGCUUAUUACCGUGGUUACACCACCUCAACAUGGCAGCAUCGUCACUCACAAGGGUGGAACGAUUACCAAAAGACAUGGAGACAAUCCAUCCCCUGUUGUCGACUUCACUAUGGAAGAUCUUCAUCGCGGACUGGAUCUGAUGUACGCACACGAUGACUCUGAGAACAUGGAGGACAGCUUUUCCAUCCGGCUGACAGACGGCAAACACCAGGUGGACAAACGGGUGAUGGUUGAAGUGCUGCCUGUGAACGACGAAGAGCCACGAGUCAUUCGGAACAACGGGCUGGAGGUGGAGCCAGGAGAGGCCAGGAUCAUUUCCAGUGUUACGUUGUUGGCACAAGACGGAGACACCCCCCCCUCCGAGGUCAUUUUCGUAUUCGAGAGUGUUCCUAACCUAGGAGUGCUUCAGCUUAAGGAAAAUGAGAGGUGGGAAACGCUGACCGCUGGGAGGAACUGCACCCAGGAAUCGGUGGACCUGAACCUCUUACGCUACGUUCAUGUUGGCCUCCAUGCCGCCAAAACGCAGGAUCUCUUUGUUUUCCACCUUCAAGAUGGAAAACACCAAUCUCCCCCACAGCUCUUCCACAUUUCUGUGAAGGAGCUGAAGAAAGGAAACAUUGCCAUCUUUGUAAGGCCAGUGACCUUAAGCCGAGGCGACCGUGUGGUUCUCACCACUGAUGUGCUGCUAGCCACCGACGACUCGGACAAGCCAGAAGAGCUUCUGUAUGUCAUCACCAAGCCGCCGGCUCAUGGACACAUCGAGUACAUCAAACAUCCUGGACUGAGCAUCUCCACCUUCAGCCAGAUGGACAUAGCAGCAAACCUGGUUGCUUACGUUCACGAUAACCGAGCCAGCAGGACAACAGAGACCUUCCAGUUUGUUGUAAGCAACGGUAAAAGCAGCCAAAGUGGAAGUUUUGAGCUUCAGGUGGAAAUGGUGGAUCGAGUACUGCCAGCUCUGACCAACAACAAAGGCCUCAGAAUCCCUCAGGGCUCUGUCAUGAUCCUGGGCCCUGACAGCCUCACCCUCUCUGACCCUGAUACUCCACCCACCAACCUGACCUUUGUCCUAACAGAACUUCCAAAGUAUGGUCGUCUUCUCCGAUCUAGCAAAAGCCUGGAUGCUGGGUCUAACUUCACCCAGGCAGACAUCAAUCAGUUGGAGGUGGCGUAUGCACACGAUGGCGGGCCGUCGCAGAUCGAUCGGUUUGCCUUCACAGCCUCUGACAGCACUAACAGAGGCUUUUUGUUGGAUGGACAGCUGCAAACAGAGCCAGUUUUCUUUGCAGUUCAGAUCAAAUCUUUGGAUAAUUCCCCUCCUGAACUUGUGAGGCUGCUCCCUCUGUGGAGAGCAGAAAGCCUUACUGAUGGGCGAUUUGGGAUCUUUGUGUCGUCCCGGGAGCUGAAGGCUCAGGAUGCUGAGAGCAGAGAAGAGGAGGUUGUAUUUUCCAUUGUUCGUCAACCCUACUUUGGUUACCUGGAAAACGUUACUACAGGGGGGUUUGUGUCUCAGCGCUUCUCCCAAACAGACCUGAAUAAAAGAAGCAUAGUCUAUGUCAUCAAUCCCAACAGCGAGUCUCUCUCAGACAGCCUGGAGUUCAGAGUGUCGGAUUCUUUGGGCAACAUGGGCCCCUCCCACAUACUGAAGUUCAUGUGGUCCAGUGUGGAGUUUUCUCGGGCGGACUCCUCUGCAUGUGAGCAGCAGGGAACCCUCUCCAUGGAGGUCAUUCGAAGGGGGCACCUAGCAGAGUCAGCCUUUGUCACCAUCAAGGUUCAGGAAGAAACAGCAGCUGCUGGAAAAGACUUCCUCACAAGCCCUUCGCCUCUCAUCCAGUUCGAUCCUGGAGUGACAAAGCGAAAGUGGCAAAUGGAGAUGAUUCAGGACCAUCUUGAAGAGGCAGAUGAGACCUUUGAGGUGCAGCUUGUCUCUCCUGAGGCCGCAGUGACUGGAAGAACCCAAAAGGCUCGGAUCACCAUCAGAGACUCCGGGACAGACGAGUGCCGCCUGAACCAGGAUUCUCCUCUCAUCGGAGGAGAAGAAAUUAAAUCAGACAAGUAUCCUGAGCAUGGCUCCAUCCAGCUGGAGAAGCUUCCUCUGGGUACAGAAUCUGUCGUUUGGGCCCGAGGAGACAGCAUCUCAAGACCAAAAACGGUUCCCCACAACAAGAGGCUUCGAGUUGAGGACAAUCCCAGAUCUAUUGGGCCCUCCUCAGUAUUUCACAAUGGAACUGAUGUCAUUUACACUUAUCAUGGGAUGGUGCAGAUGCAAGUGGAAGAUGAGACAUCUCCAUCCAGGAGGGGCAGGAAGGCGCAUAUUCAGGUGGUUAGCAGGGGGGAGCAGCAGAGGACACCUGUUGAGAAGUCUGACUCAACACGGCACAUCCCAAAAUCAAGAAAACAUUCUCAACUUUCCGGGGAACAAAUGCCAUCGGACAGCUCUGUCCCCAAGCCCUGUGCGCCUGAGCUGACGGGGCUCCUGCAUUACAACCACACCAUCAGUCAGCUCUUUCACUGCAACGGCGUGUCCUGGAAGCCCUGGACACCAACACAGCAGAUGCUGAAAGCUCAGAUGUGUCCAAAGGGGUGGAGCUUUCACAGCGGCUACUGCUACAUCCUCAGUACUGAGCACAAGGUCACAUGGAGCGCAGCUAACAGGGCGUGCAGAGAAAAAUAUAAAGGAACUCUGACUAGUGUUCUCUCCAAAGCUAACAUGGACUUUCUGUGGAACUUCAGUGGAAGGAAGCCGUUUUGGAUUGGUCUGAAUGACUUGGAGGGCAGAGGACGGUGGGAGUGGGUGGCCAGUGACCCGGUCAGUUACACCAACUGGAAAAAGAUGCCCCCGCGGUCCAAAGGCAGGGCAAGCAAAAGGUGCGUUUUGGUCCACAGAAGAGCAAAGUGGCAAAUGCGGGAGUGCAGGAGCGGCAGAGGCCACCGCUUCGUGUGCUCCAUAAAGACCUGAGAAGAGCCAGAACUCCAACCAGUCUCCUUAAAUCAGCUUAUAAGAAGGAUUGGACUGAACUGUUUUUUCUUGUUUUUCUCUAAUCUCAUUGGAUCUCAGCUGUAAGUUGUUUACAUGCUAUUUACUCUGAUUACCUCUGAAAGUGUUUUUAUUUAUAUAAGCCACUCAUUUGAACUCACUGAGGCUUGAUGGUUGAUGAAACCUCUCAGCCAAAUGAACUGAUUUCUAUUAAGACACAUGAUAAUAUAAAACCAAAUGUGAACAUUUUAUUUAUCUCUGACUUAUAUGUAUAUAUUAUUACAUUUCUUUGUGCUUUAUCAUUUUAUAUAUGAAAGUAUUGCAUUCUGUAGUAUUGAGUUCCUGUUUGUUAUCACCCUGCUGAAGAGAAAAUAAUAAAACGUCUCACUGAUGUGACUGUA